Seriola aureovittata is the source of this 4559-nucleotide messenger RNA. RefSeq names its product coiled-coil domain containing 120b (gene ccdc120b). NCBI's taxonomy places the organism in Eukaryota, Metazoa, Chordata, Actinopteri, Carangiformes, Carangidae. The record is from RefSeq and is a predicted model, not a curated record. The coding region runs from base 641 to 2494 and encodes 617 amino acids. The transcript is spliced from 11 exons.
CCUAUGGAGCGACGGGACAACAAUAUUUGUAUGACUGGAUCAAGUAUUGCACACUGAAGGCAUGAAACAUCUGGGAGGGGCAGGACUGCUGUGACAGCGUUGAGUUGGUUGGCUGUCUGGGUAAAACAGAAGGUUUUCAUCCGGUGCAGAAGGGAAACCUUUCUUCUCUCAGAGCAGGUCUGCUGAGAUGCGCAGGGCUCCGACGCAGCGGAGGUCGCGAGGCUGCUGGUGAAUUACAAUUGGGAUGCGAAGCCAGCAUGAACCAGAGGCUUUUUUCGUGUAUUACGAAUUACUGCUCAUUUUAUUGAUUAAGGCUGUAUUCUUGGGAUGAUUUCAUCCUGUGGUCCGACGCAGGAAUGAUUAUUUUUUUCGCCUUGGUUGUGCUACACAGGACCGCGGAGACCUCCGAAGGCAUCGGUCAUGCUCUCUGGAUUCAGCUCUAGAUACUUGAGCAGAGGUGCAGUGGCUCCCCCUGAUGGUACCUGGCGUAAUCUGAUCUAGGAGACACCCAUGCCCAUCUACUGCUGACUUGCAAGAAAUGCACCAACUGACUCUCCACCUCAAGACAACAUAUGGCUGAUACUGCAAGGUGAGGACGUGGUUGGGAGUGUGAGUUGUAAAGUCCCCAGAAUUACAUCACAUGGAGGUCAAAGGACAUCUGAUCACAUCCAUGGGUUUGGGGGCUCCCGAUGUUCAAGGCAGCCAGGACAACAAGCUGCAGGCUGAGAGGAUUGCAGCUUUGCAAGAGAGGAAGCAGGCCCUGGAGGCUCUCCUCAGCACCAGAGUGGGAGAGCUCAAACAAGUCUGUUUGCAGGAAGCGGAGCUGACUGGGAAGUUGCCACGUGCUUUCCCCCUGGAGACGGGAGAAAAACCCCCACUUGUGCAGCGCAGGGCUGGCUUGCCGCCCAACACCAAGGCAGAGGAUGAGGCUGCCCAAAGAAAGCAGAUGAAAGCCAUCUUCACCGGUGCUCUGUACAGACACUCGGAAUCGGAUCGAAAUGUCCCAAAUAGCAAGAGGACAGUCCAUCGGGGGUGUCACACAGAGGACACUGUCAUGUCAGAAAGUACAAGCUCCAUGUCAGAUUCAACUUCCCAUGACAAUGAGUCUUCUCCCAGCGUGGCUGCUGACCAGCGCUCUCUGUCGCAGCCCCGUCUCACUGUGGGCAGCCCUGACCACAGGAUCAGCAGGAAACUGUCUCCAGUAGAGAUUUACUACGAGAUGAGGACACGCCGCAACUCUGUCACAAGCUCUGUUAGCCCAACUCACUCGCUACCAAGAAGUGCGUCUAACGUUGAAGGUAGAAGUGUUCCAGCGACUCCUCUCCUGGCCCGAACUGCUCCAAUCAGCGUUCAUGUCCGGUCAGAUGCACCGGGCGGUAAUGGGUUGAAGCAGUGGUCUGGCAGCCUGGAUGUCCCGUAUAUGAUUCCAUUGGCCCCUGAGGGCUCAUCCUCUGACCGCCGAGGCUGCCCGUACAGCUCCCGAGCCAGACGCAGUAACAGCUCUGAGGCCCUGUUGGAUAGAUCGAGUCUCCCUGAUGAUCCAGCAACCAGAAACGGGAUGCCCCCCAGAGGAGGGCCCUACAAGAGCUCAGAGACGCUGACUGAUGGAAAGCUGCGACACAUUCACCUGGGCAGCCCUGAGAGACAUGUGGACGGCUCUGUGGAACAGGCCAAAAUGCGUCUGUCCAUGGGCGGCAGAGGAGCUGGGGGAGGCUACAAUGAGCUAUUAAUGGACUAUAUCUGGGGGAAACAGCAGAGGAUGCAAGUGCAGCACCACCUGUACCAGUCCACAGGCAGGAUCUGGCAGGACAUGACCUCUCCUCGAUCCUCCACAGCGGUGGCGCCACCCCAUGCCAACGGCUUUUCUCAUUCCCAGGUGCAUCUCCCCAGCGCUGCACCUCCUUACAGCCCCAUGGUCCUCCGAGGGUCCCAAGCCGAACUGCGCAGGGUCAAAGUCACAAGAACCAAAUCUUGUGGACCCUUUAUUCCUUUGCAGCAACAUCCCCAGGAUGCAAUCCUAUUAUCAGCAUACGAGUCUCCCCUUCCUGCCACUGGCACCACCACAUCCUCCAUCCCCAACCUGCACCCCUACCAGACUGAGCUGUCUGGCCCCUCCUUCAGUCGCAGACCCCCACAGUUCUCUCUCCCGACCCCAGAAGACUCAACCAGAAGCCUGCAUAAAGCCCUGGCUCUGGAGGGACUGAGGGACUGGUACCUGAGGAAUGCCCUCGGCUAUCCACCUGCUGCCUCUAAGGGCCACGAGGCAGGGAUCUCUCGCCUUUCACAUCCCCACCCGCUGGUGCACCAGGCCCAGUCUGUACAAGGGGAAGCAGCCAACCUCCACAGGCCUCAGAUACCCCAGUCAGCCAGCUUCCACGGUCUCCCACUGCAUGGAAGGUCGAUGGAGUUCUCUCUGUAUCAGGAGACUCCUCAUCCACAGAUGCAAGAGGUGACCCCAAAGGAACCCAGCGCAGACCCAGGCACCCUAGUCUGAUGCAGCAGAACACACACACACACACACACACACACACACACACACACACACACACACACACACACACACAGUCACACUCUUACACAGACAAAUUGAUACAAUGUGACCUCAAUUGCAAAGCAAAACACGGCAACCUCAGCAGAAAGAGACUGGAAUAAAUGACAAACUGUAGCUGUGCAGUGUGAAAAAGCCUUGGCAAGUUCCCCGUGUUAUAACUGAUUCCACCAGUAUGAAAUUCAAACCCAGUGCUCUCAUGUGGAUGUGCACUGGUGUUGACUUACGGAGUAUGUAACAACAACAUGGUCAUGCUGUAUAUCGAUAUUUCUGGUCCAACACGAGCAGUGAAGUCCUUCCUAAUAACCCUGAAAAAGUCUCCCAAGAUAUACUUUUUUACAGAAUAUAUACAACUCUAAAUCACUAUUUUGUAUCUUCUGAGAUAUAAAGAACAGUUAUACUAAAGAGGUAAUUUAUUGCUCAUUAAUCGCGUGAUAUACAAAGAUGUUAUAUGAGCUCAUGUCAUUUGAAAAGUAUUAAUACAUGCUGAUGAAUGUGUGUUUGUAAACUAUAUAAAACGCAAAAACAAGCUUCAGUCCUCAUCUGCCAUUAAUUUCACAACCAUUUGUAUUUUUCAUGUUUGAUAAAUGAAACGGGCCAUGAACUGUAGCGUACUAGUGUAGCAGGACGGGAGUGCCUAAAUGUUUUAAUAUCAAAACUAAACCUUGGUUAGAAAACUUUAAAGUGCUUUCUAAUAAUCUGAAAUGCUAGCAUUAAACCUCGGUGAGCUUAGUCCAAUCAAAAACUGAAAGCAGUUCACGAUGUCACUAAAUUAGGAUAUUUGGAAUGAUGUCAUAUAUAUUGUGAUUUUUCUUGGUUUUGUUUUCUAGAUUCAGCUCUGUGCUGGCUGAUAAAUGUAGCUUUCUCUGUGCUGACCUUGCCAGAAUAAUUAGACUAGUUUUAGGAAAAAACCUGAGGGCUGUUAUGAGACCUACUGUAUGGCAGUAGCACAUGACUGUAUGACAAUAAUUUACACAUAUCAAAUCAUAUUUUUUUUCUACAUUUAGUUGUGGAGGAUUUGAGUGUCAUACAGAGCACUUUAUGAACAUCUUAAGCCUUAAUUCCCUUUGAAAUUGUCACCAUGACAGAUGACAGGCAGUAGGAAGGUUCAGACAGGGUUUACAACCGGGAAAAGUAAAGUGAGUUUUGUCAAAAUCUGCUGAAGGUCUAUCUGAAUGUUAGUCUGUAUAUAGCGUGGAUUGUACUGAUGAGUUUCAAGCUGAUAUUUUACUCCCAUACUAACAUUGUAAUUUUUAAACUAACCUGAUAAAAAAGUAUUUAAUCACGAUAACCUCCCCCAGUCCUUCCACCCCCAAGUGAGCACUAUAUAAUUGGUUGUAGGAAGGGAGGUUGAUGGUGUGAAGAGAAUAGGGCUGCUGCAGUAAUGACUGAUGGUGUGAGCAGGUCUCAUACCAGAAAAUUUGUUUAUGAGAAUUGAUGCUGGCUGAUUUUUGUAUUUGUAAUGAUUUCGACUCAUUUCAUGUGUUUGGUUUUUGUGUUGUUAAAAAAACAAACAAAAAAAAAACCUUUUUAAACAUUUUUUUAAAAAUCAGAAUAGUUAUGCACCAUAAUACAUUUCUAAGUUGUUGUAACCAGAGUCUUGGUAGCAUUAUGCAUUGUAAACAUGAGAAAAAUCAGAUCUAGAAAUAAACUCUUCAGUGAAACUAAAAAUAUUUGUCUUGGUGUAAACAGAACUCAACAUAUUUUUUAAGUAUUUUUUUUUCCAUUAAUGUACUUGACCUUUGGCCAUCUUAGGACUCAUUUGAAUGUAAUUCUUUACGUGUGUCAUAAGUGCUGUUUUUUACUCUGUUACAAGCUGUAGCACACCAUGAAAUGUUACCUGGUUUCUUCUGCUGUCUGAUGUUCACAUCCUCUCAGUAUCCAGCUUCAUAGAGCUUCUUUCAGCUGGUUAAAACCUGAAAUCAAAGACCAAACUGCUGUGCACUGGGGGUCGUAAAUGUAUUUUUCAUAUAAUGUACUCUGUAAGUUUAAAAUAAAUAAUAUAAAUUUA